CAGAACACUCCACGCCACAGCCACCACACCACCACACCACAACACCCACGUGCUGCCUGGCUGAUACACCAAACAACACCUCUCCCCAACCACCACACACCCCGUGUCCGACACAACAGAACAAUAGAAACAUGAGUGAUAUUGUGCCUCACAGUAGAGCCAGUCACAAGGCAGCAGUGGCCCAGUGUUCCCACCAAGUCCUAGUCCUGGGCGCUGGUUACGUGGCGGGACCUGUCGUGGAUUAUUUGUCCAGAGAUGUCGACACCUCUAUUAUUCUUGCAUCUGAAUUCAAGGCACAAGCGGAUGAGCUAGCUUCCAAACACCCUAAUGUGGAGCCUGUGCUGUUAAACAUUGUGGAAAGGCCGGAUCUGUUGAGUCAGCUGGUGGAAAGUGCCGAUGUAGUGGUCUCUCUCUUGCCAUACAGCCUGCACCCCACUGUGGCCCAGGCUUGCAUCGACGCUAAGACGCACCUGGUGACAGCGAGCUACCUGACGCCAGCCAUGAAGGAGCUGCACGAGGCUGCCUUGGACGCCGGAGUGACAAUAGUGAAUGAAGUGGGUCUUGAUCCUGGGAUUGACCACAUGUUGGCUAUGGAGUGCUUCGACCAGAUCCACUCAGGCGGCGGUAAGGUGGACAAGUUUGUGUCCUUCUGUGGUGGACUGCCCGCCCCACAGUGGUCCACCAACCCACUCCGCUACAAGUUCAGCUGGAGUCCACGUGGAGUGUUGCUCAAUACUCUCUCCCCGGCCCGCUACCUCCAAGACGGCCAGAUAGUAGACGUGGAGAGUGGAGGCGGACUGCUUCAAGCCACUAAGCCAUAUACCGCCCUGCCUGGCUUCAAUCUGGAAGGCUUCCCUAACCGUGACUCCACCAUAUAUAAGGACCUCUAUGGGAUCCCUGAAGCUUCCACCCUGCUGAGAGGAACCCUGAGAUUUGAAGGGUUCUCUGAGAUUUGCUUAGGCCUCAUCAGGUUAGGCCUGUUCGACCCCAACCCACACCCCAUGCUCCACACAAAUGGUCCAGAUGUCACCUGGAAACAACUACUGUGCUCACAACUGCACCAGCUGGACGCCACUAUCUUUGAGGACAACUUCCGCCACCUUGUCUCGGAGGCUGUUGGACCCAAGAUGACCCAGGCCUUGGCAGACUUGGGCUUGCUGAGCUCAGACCAAGUGAGGAAGGCCGGCUCACCUCUCGACACUCUCUCCCUCUUCCUGGCCAGUAGGCUAAGACUUGGUCCGGCAGUUGCCAGAUGUGAAGGUUCAACCAGUACGACUCCCAUUCCAGAGGCGGGUGAGAGCGACCUGGUGGUGUUGAGGCACGAAAUAACAGCAAAUUGGCCGGACGGAUCCACUGAAGUCAAGGGAAUCACACUGGUCGAAUACGGAAAUCCCAACGGGUACAGCGCCAUGGCUCGCACAGUGGGCCUUCCAGCGGCGAUGUGUACGAAGAUGGUGCUCGGAGGGGAGAUCCAAACGCGGGGUUGUGUGUUACCGCUCAAACGCGACAUUUACCAAACAGUGCUGGCUCGCUUGAGGCAGGAAGGCAUCCAGGCCAACACCACGUCCACCUUUGUGUGAUUAUGUGUUUGGAAGUGUGUUUGGAGGAUUAUUGUGUGUUUGGGUGUGUUUGAAAGUGUUUGGAGAAAAAAUUGUGUGUUUGGGUGUGUUUUGAAUGCGUAUGACAGUGUUUCGGUGUGUUUUGAGUGUGUUUGUAAGAAAAAUUUGUGUUUUUGGGUGUAUUUGAGUGUGUUUGGGUGUGUUUGGAAGUGUUUGGAG
Portunus trituberculatus (swimming crab) is the source of this 1778-nucleotide messenger RNA. Its product is annotated as alpha-aminoadipic semialdehyde synthase, mitochondrial-like. Gene Ontology annotation, molecular function: saccharopine dehydrogenase activity. The transcript is spliced from 10 exons. Gene Ontology annotation, cellular component: cytoplasm. The record is from RefSeq and is a predicted model, not a curated record. The coding region runs from base 132 to 1580 and encodes 482 amino acids. Lineage: Eukaryota; Metazoa; Arthropoda; Malacostraca; Decapoda; Portunidae.